Molecule: messenger RNA, 781 nt
Organism: Condylostylus longicornis
Lineage: Eukaryota; Metazoa; Arthropoda; Insecta; Diptera; Dolichopodidae
Product: NADH dehydrogenase [ubiquinone] 1 alpha subcomplex assembly factor 2
Exons: 1
Coding region: 96-545 (149 amino acids)
Biological process (GO): mitochondrial respiratory chain complex I assembly
Cellular component (GO): membrane
Source: RefSeq, a predicted model, not a curated record
UAUUAUUUUGAUUUAUAUAAAAUCCAUAACAAAUUCACAAAGUUCGAAAAUUAUAAAUUUAUUUAAAUAUUAAGGUUCUAAACAAAUAAUUAAAAAUGUCCAAACCACCUAGUAGAGAUCUAAUUAAAAUUGUACUUACGAAUUUUUUGAAAUCAUUUCGUCCACGUCAAAUACGAGGAAAUUUAAUUGGAGAAGAUUAUUUUGGAAAUAAGUAUUAUGAAAUUCCGGCAAAUCCAGCAAUUGGAAAAAGAAAGCCUUCAAGAUGGUUUGAACCAGUUGACAAAGAAUCUUUUGAUAAUGAAAUUACAGCUGAAUGGGAAGCAUGGUUACGUGGUAGAAGAGUUGAUCCACCAACUAAAGAAGAAUUAGUUCGUAAUUUAUCAAUAAUGGAAAUGAAAAGACGAAAUGCUGCAAAAUUAGAUGAAGUUUAUGGAAAAAAGAAAGAUGAAUUUGAAGUACCUAAAGAUUCAAAAGGUCGAUCAUCUUUUCCUACUUAUGAUGAAUAUGAAAUAAUACCUGGAAAAGAUCCAAAUAAAAGAUAUUAAAAUAAUAAUAACAUAUAAAAUUUUAGUUUAUAACAAUGAUUUAUCUUGUUAAUAAAAUAGUGAUCAAUUUUAUUUAAUAAAAAAAGAAAAAUAAGCUUUAAUUUUAUUUUUAAUCGCAUAAUUACAAAAUAAACGAAUGGAAAACUAUAGUAAUUUUUAAUUAAAUUAUUGAAAUAUUUUUAUAUAUGUAUAUUGUAUUAUAGGUAAAAAACACUUUUUUUUCUGGCUAAUUUUAA